UGAAACUCUUAGCCGAUCUGACUAGACUUUAAUAAUUUAUAUUAAAUGAAAACAGAGCCGAAAUCAUAUUUCAUGCUUGCGUUACUUCAGCAAUGUUCUACCAUCAAUACAUAUUUUUUUUUUCAAAUUUUUCAAUUUUUAACUUUAAAUUAUUAAAAUUUUUUGGGGGGUAAAGUCAAUUUUUUCCUCUGGCUACACUUACAUACAUACAUAUGCAGAUCGAAUUCAUUGCGUGCUUUAAAGUCUGCUUGGGAACACGUUUAGACGCUGAUAGUAAGAGCUCAGCGAUGUCAACUGUUUUUUUUGGAACUAUUGUGCACACGAAGUCUUUCAAUGAAUUUGAGUCAUUCGAAAAGGGAUUUUUGGUGGUAGACGACUGCGGAAAGAUAAUAGGAAUUGGCCAUGACUACCAGGAAUGGGUGUCCAGCAACCCGGUCCGGGCCAAGGAUCUGCGCGAGGUUUGGCUGACGGAUUGCCAGUUCAUCAUGCCUGGCUUCGUCGAUUGCCAUAUACACGCUCCGCAGUUCGCACAAGUGGGCCUGGGACUCGACAUGCCCCUUCUGGACUGGUUGAACACGUACACCUUCCCGCUGGAGGCAAAGUUUUCCGACCAACAAUACGCCCAACAGGUUUACCAAAGCGUUGUCCACGCAACGCUGCGCUGUGGAACCACCCUGGCUUCCUAUUUCGCCACGAACCACCUGGAGUCGACGCUGAUCCUGGCGCGGGAGGCGGUGCGCCAAGGCCAGCGGGCGCUCGUUGGCAAGGUUUGCUCCAACUGCAACAGCCCUGACUUCUACGUGGAGACUGCAGAGGAGUCGGCCAGUGCUACUUUGGCGUUCGUGGAGGAGAUGCGGAAGCUCGGCAGUUCCCUGGUGCUACCCACAAUCACUCCCCGCUUCGCUCUCAGUUGCAGUAAGGAACUACUAAAGGAACUGGGCGGUAUUGCAAAGCGAUUCGAUCUUCACGUCCAGAGCCACAUCAGCGAAAAUCUAGCAGAGAUCGAGAUGGUAAAGGGGAUCUUUAAAUCCAGUUACGCCAAAGCUUACGACGAGGCUGGACUGCUGACAAAUAAGACUGUAAUGGCGCAUGGCGUGCACCUCGAGGACGACGAAGUCGCGCUUUUUAGGACUCGCGGUUGCUCGGUGGCACAUUGUCCUGCAUCUAACACAAUGCUCAGCUCGGGACUGUGCGACAUCCAGCGACUUGUUAACAACGGCGUGACCGUCGGUCUUGGCACAGACGUUUCGGGUGGAAACUCCGUUUCAAUUCAGGACGCCCUUCUGCGCACGUUGGACGUGUCUAAGCACCUUGACUUCUUCAAAAAACAGAACAUACGCGGAACGGGGAAGGCGAAAGCACAAGAUCCCAACUACGUUCCGCUGAAGUAUAAGCAGGCAAUGUAUUUGGCAACUUUAGGCGGCGCCAAGGCGCUUUCCCUGGAUCAUUUGACUGGAAACUUUGCAUUAGGGAAGGAGUUUGAUGCCCUAUUAGUGGAUGUAAGCGUCGUAGAAAAUCCCGUGCGGAGGCUGAAUGUCGACGAGCUGGUAGAAAAGUUCAUUUACACUGGCAAUGAUCGCAAUAUUUUAGAAGUUUUUGUGGCCGGUAAGCCCGUUAAGAACGACUGCCAAUUAAAAUAGAUUAGUUGUACUCUAUCCAUUAUACUUUUACAUAGGCAUUUCACAAGGAAUCAAAUGGGAAAUUUAUUUUUAUAGACACUAAAUGCUGAAACGUAAUCUUGCUUUUAGAUAACUUUCAAUAUAAUUUAUGUACAGUUGGACUUUUAAGAAGUAAAACCUAUUUUGUGUACUCGUUUUACAUUUUAUACUCGAAACAGUUAUAUAAACUAUACUUUGAGUUUA
Messenger RNA from Drosophila suzukii, 1862 nucleotides. It is a transcript of the gene DhpD, whose product is annotated as guanine deaminase. Gene Ontology annotation, cellular component: cytosol. Gene Ontology annotation, molecular function: zinc ion binding; guanine deaminase activity. Gene Ontology annotation, biological process: guanine catabolic process. Lineage: Eukaryota; Metazoa; Arthropoda; Insecta; Diptera; Drosophilidae. The record is from RefSeq and is a predicted model, not a curated record.